Messenger RNA from Dinoponera quadriceps, 2838 nucleotides. It is a transcript of the gene Rab27, whose product is annotated as ras-related protein Rab-27A-like. Gene Ontology annotation, cellular component: secretory granule; melanosome. The coding region runs from base 366 to 998 and encodes 210 amino acids. The transcript has 5 exons. NCBI's taxonomy places the organism in Eukaryota, Metazoa, Arthropoda, Insecta, Hymenoptera, Formicidae. Gene Ontology annotation, molecular function: GTPase activity; GTP binding. Gene Ontology annotation, biological process: melanosome transport; positive regulation of exocytosis. The record is from RefSeq and is a predicted model, not a curated record.
AAGACACGUAUUACAAUUUUCUCACGGAGCGCGCAGGGCAAUCGCGUUCGUGAUCUUCAGACGAUAAUUAACGCAGCCUCGGUAGUUCGGCGGUGUUCCACGUUGCCUUUCGGGCGCGGACCUUUUGAAAGUAGCACACGUAGGCAACAGGUGUCUACAUUAAAUAUCGCAGACAUUCGAUAGUUGACGUCAGUUGACGUUGUCGCUUCUCGUUCGUGACGAAUUGACAACGCGGGGCCUGCGGACGCGCUGAUUGUCGUCACUCGCCACGGAAGUAUAUAUUCUUGUCAACAGUACCGUCAGCCGACCGAGUUCUUCAUCACUGGAGCACUCGCGAAAUCGAGGACCACAUUUACGCGCGCAAAAUGGAUCUAAAUUACGACUAUCUGAUAAAGUUCCUGGCGCUGGGCGACUCCGGUGUCGGCAAGACGAGCUUCCUCCAUCAGUACACCGACGGCACUUUCAGUGCCAGAUUCAUAUCCACUGUUGGGAUUGAUUUCAAGGAGAAACGAGUGAUAUAUCGUACAGCCAAUGGCAGGAGUCGACGAGUGCACCUGCAGCUUUGGGACACAGCUGGCCAGGAAAGGUUCAGAAGUUUAACCACAGCCUUUUACCGGGAUUCCAUGGGUUUCCUACUAAUUUUUGACCUGACCAAUGAGCUGUCGUUCCUUGAAGUUAGAAACUGGCUGGAGCAUCUUAGGACACACGCGUAUUGCGAUGAUCCAGACAUAAUUCUCUGCGGCAACAAGUCCGAUCUUGAGGAUAGACGCGUCGUCAGCAAGAACAAAGCGCUAGAUCUCGCCAAAAAACAUGGCUUGGUCUAUUUGGAGACGAGUGCUGCAACCGGGGAAAAUGUCGAGCUCGCUGUGGACUUAUUAUUAGACUGUGUAAUGCGCAGAAUGGAAACUACGGUGGAUAAGAUGGUGUUACCGCACCAAAAAGUUUUAAAAUGUCAUGAGAACGAUGCCCCACCGCCUAGUAGCUUCUGCUACUGCUGACAGUGCCAGUACAUGUAGUUAUCUAAACUACUUUGUUUGUUGAUAUAUAUAUAUAUAUAUAUAUAUAUAUAUAUACGUCAGAUGAAAAAAAGAAAUAUAUAAUCGAAACUAAUAUUUCAAUUGGCGAAACGAAUGUCAAUUUUACCACACACUUUCGUCGCGUAGACUUUCAAAAUUUCUUAUUACCACGUUAUUACUGCACAUACUAAAUGUCUUCCAUCAUAUCUUACUCUCGGAUGAAAGCAUUCUCCGGCUUUGGGGAGCUCACCGACACUCAAUUAGUAUACUUAUACAAUGUUGAAUCUCGUCUUGUACGGACAGUUAUCCGUUGUUUCCGAAAACUUGAAUGAGUUGUCCUUUUCUAUGAAAAUUCUCUUUUAUAACAUCGUCGUUUUUCGAUGUUGUUUGUUCUUAAUGAUAAUGAUGUUCAUAAAAGUUUAGACGUCGAUUGACUAAAAAUGUUUUCUAUUCUACGAUAAUAUAUACUGACUUUUUCUAUCACUUAUUAUAUGCACAUGUGUUUAAUAAAUCAAUUCUUUCUUACCAAAAAUACGAUGUAAGAGCGGUUGUUUCAAAAGUUAAAACGAUUUACCUUCGACUGUAUCGACCAUGUAAUUUUGAUGAUAUAACCGAUUGAAGUUUAUAUAUUUAAUCGUGAGAGCGUGUAUAUAAUGUGUAUAUAUAUAUACAUAUACACAUAAUUAUCUUCAACAUUGAUAGCAUUUACCUCAUAAUUGAGACUGUUAUAAAUUGCAAUACAAUAAUUUAUAGUUGUAUUUUUAUGUAACAUAUGAUGUAAAUAUAAUAAAAGAUUAAUCUGUUCAUAUAAUACACGCACACGAACAAAAAUACAACUAUAAAUUAUUAUGUUGUUGUGAUUCGCUAAUGCCUCAAUUAUGAAAUAAAUGUUGCCAGUGCUGAAGUAAAUUAUAUACUCGGUUCAUAUAAAUAUUUACAAAUGCAAAUAUCGAUACUAAUUGUAAUGAUUGAAAAAUGUGUAUCUUUUCUUUACCUUUCUUUAACAUGUUUUUGUUACAAUUGCCGAUAAUAACAGCACACUAUGAUAGACAAAGAAUAUCACGAGCAACAAAAUACAAUAUUUUGAAGAUCGAUCAUCACAAAUUGAACGGUGAUUUGACGAAUAAAGUCUUGAGGAGAGUACAAAUAAAUAAUAGAAUUUACUUUUUGAUUAAUUGGAUUCUCACCUAUCAGAAAUUAAUUUGGGAUUUUACUACGAAGAUAUUUAGUGGUGAAAGCUUUGAAAACUACUGAUAAAUGACGUCUUUCAUAAAAUUUUGGAAAAGGAAUGUCCAGUAAAAAUUUCUUGUAAUAUCUAUGGAAAGACAUUCUUCGAUAGUUCAUGGUUGCCCCGUAUCUGACAGAUGAUACCGUUAAACAUUUUGCACUUUGACUAUGUCGUUAAUUAUGAUUUAGCACUUUGAAUUGCCUUACUUUAUGAGAUGAGAUGCUGAGAGCGUAAAUAAUCAAGUGAGCUCAUAGAAUUAUAUAUACUAUGGAGAGAGGGUGUAAUUAAUCUUGACUGCAGUUUAUACGGAACUUCUACUUUCAUCCCGUUAUCUUGGGAUAUAUUAAUGGUAAAUUGAGCAGAAUAAUUGAAAAUUAUGAACGUUACAAAGAUAAAAGUGCUUUAGUUUUAUUAACGGCGGAAGUGCCUAUCAUAUAUUAUUGAAAUUAUAUCAUUCGUUGUUUGAUUUUUAUGUUAUAUCGGUACGAGGUAGACAGCUUUUCGUAUUUGUCCAAUAAAACUGAAAACAAAAUUACCUAGUUUCUAAAUUAAUAAUUCUCUAUAAUUGAGAAUUAAAAAAAAUGAGAAUUAAAA